Puntigrus tetrazona (Sumatra barb) is the source of this 1766-nucleotide messenger RNA. It is a transcript of the gene fip1l1a, whose product is annotated as FIP1 like 1a (S. cerevisiae). Gene Ontology annotation, molecular function: RNA binding. Lineage: Eukaryota; Metazoa; Chordata; Actinopteri; Cypriniformes; Cyprinidae. The transcript has 15 exons. The coding region runs from base 181 to 1569 and encodes 462 amino acids. The record is from RefSeq and is a predicted model, not a curated record. Gene Ontology annotation, cellular component: mRNA cleavage and polyadenylation specificity factor complex.
GUCUCUUUGGUAACGCGCACCUGCUACACCAGCACGCGGCGUGUCACUGUGACAGCUGGGACGGUAAACCCUGAAACUAUUACCACGCCACGCAAAGUUACUCUGUCGGGCUCGGCGAGUCACUGAGUUGAACCGAGCCUCUGAUCGCACAGCAAAGGCGUAAAAAGCCCGGAGGUGAUCAUGUCCACAAGAGAGGCGGAGAAAGCAGCUGAUGAGAGCGCCGAUGACGAGACGGACUGGCUUUAUGGAGAUGACAAUUUUGAUGAAGAAGAAACAACAGAUAAGGAAGUAUUCAGUGCUCUGAUCGGUGACGUGGAUGGCAUGAAUGGACUCAAUUACCAGGAAAGUGAAUCAGACAGCGAUGAUGAUGUCUGUGUGACCAUCGGUGACAUUAAAACAGGCGGAUCUCAGGGCUCGUCAUUUGGUUCCAGUUCCAUAAGUCUUAACAUAAAGACCUCUGUGUCCGGCUCCAAGUCCAGAGGGCUGGAUCUGGAUGCUGAAGGCAAUGUCCUGCAGGUGGAUGUGGAGUCCUUUGAGGAGAAGCCAUGGAGGAAGCCAGGUGCGGAUCUGUCUGACUACUUUAACUAUGGUUUUAAUGAGGACACCUGGAAGGCAUACUGCGACAAACAGAGACGACUACGCAUGAGCCUAGAGAUCCUGAGCCUGGGGUCGUCAAGCAAAAUAAUGGUUCAUCAGAAUUGUAGUGGUGAUUUAGACACUCAUCACUCAUCCAGGAAGUUGAGUGGUUCGAUCAAUGUUAUCGGAGGACAAGCAGGGACCAUCAGUCGAGUGGAAGGCAGAAGACGUCACAGCGCUGAUGAAAAUAACAUCCAGGUUGUGUCAGAGCAGUCCUCGGACACAGAGCUAUCUUCCCCAAAGCUGUUGCCCUUCUUUCCUCCCAAUAUCCCACCUCCACCUUUCCCUCCUCCCUCCAUCGGCACCACACCACCCCUCAUACCACCACCACCCGGUUUUCCAUUACCUCCCGGUGCCCCUCCUCCUAUGAUACCACCAUUAGAUAGUGGACAUUUGGCGGGAGUCUAUGAUCGACGCUCAGCUACAUCUUACCCCUUCCCUGCAGGCGUUUAUUCACCUGCUGUGGGCAUGGCUUCAUGGUCAGGUGCGAUAGACAGUGGCAAAGCGUGGGAAAACUACACUCGCCAUAACAAAGAAAGGGUGCGAGAGAAAACCAGAGAAAGAGGACACAAGAAAGAGAGAGAGCGGUGUAGAGAAACAGAUCGAGAACGCAGUCCAUCCUCACAAGAUCACAGAAGUGAGGAGGAGCGUGCGUCUCGACACAGGGAUCACGGUCAUUACGGAAGCGAGAGGUACCGGGAAAGUUCGGGAAGAGAAGGAAUGAGAGACAGACAUCGAGAAAGACGACAUAGAGACAGGAAUGAACAACACAGAUCCUCACGCAGUGGCAGCAGUAGGAGGCGUCAUGAUAGCGAUGACGCGGAUAGCCACAGGAGACACAGGCACAAACGCUCUAGACACAACCGAGGAAGCCUUGAGCCCAGCGAGGAGUGCAGUGUGGACCAGGAGAACCAGUCAGAGGCCACUGAAUAACUCCCUGGCCAGCUGGUGAGCCCGUUUGUUGACCAGUAGGAGGUCUUUAGUGAAAGAUCAUUAGUCUCGUCACCAGUCAGAGCACGAGUAAAUAACUGUGAAUAGAUUUUGAUUAAUCGUAUGCCAAACACUUGAAAAGCCAAUUUAUGUUACCGUUUUAGCAAUUUAACAUUUAAGUUUUUUGAAAAUCUGAUUGA